UUGGGUACGGACUAUGGGACUCUGAGGGCGGAUGGUGGACUACUGGACUCCGUUUGUCAGCUGAAAGAGGAGAGCACCGGGCGGUUCUCUCCUCGUUGUCUCCGCUGUAGUUUCAGGAUAACGGUGUCACCACCGCCAUGGAAAAUGUAAGGUACGCCGCAGAAAUGCUUGUUAUAGCGGAGACGCGUUAUGUCGGCAGAGGAGUGGAAACAUGCCUUUCUUAUGCUGGUCCCCUUCGCUUUAUUAGAGAAAUUAGCUCCCUAGCCAGUCUCUAAAUGAAAUAUCGUAAGAGCUGACAAGACGCAAUAUCACCCACAGCUGUUACACUCAAUGUGUAUUUUUUUUUCUUUUGACAGAUUCCAAUGAGACUAAAUAAGAGUAUGAGGAGCGUCUAAAAAUAAAACGCAGCGGCUGUCUUCCUGCGGAUUUUUUCCUUGAACAUGCCUGAUCUAUGGAGCAGUCCUGAGCGGAGCUAGCUGGCCGUCUCUCCGGCUAGCGCAUCGUUUCCACGUAUUGGAUGUAUCUGUAUAUGGACGGCUGAUUUGCUUUGGAUCAGCUUUACCCAUCAUAACAGUCAGAAUGGGGGAGCCUAGUUUGGAUGACUCCAAUGUCAAGGUGGCUGUCCGUGUCAGGCCCAUGAACAGAAGAGAGAAAGAACUAAACACAAAAUGUGUAGUGGAGAUGAUGAAGAACCAGACCAUCCUCCAUCCAGCUGGCACCAACCUGUCCAAAGACUCCAGGAGCCAGUCCAAGGUGUUUGCGUAUGAUUACUGUUUCUGGUCCAUGGAUGAGUCAGAUACAGAAAAAUUUGCAGGUCAGGAGGUCGUUUUCCAGUGCCUUGGGGAAAGCCUUCUCAACAAUGCUUUCCUGGGCUACAACGCCUGUAUCUUUGCUUAUGGACAAACAGGUUCAGGAAAAUCCUACACCAUGAUGGGGUCAGGGGACCAGCCCGGUCUGAUUCCCCGCUUAUGCAGUGCUUUGUUUGGCCGAACGCAGAAGGAACAGCGUGAGGAGGAGAGUUUUACUGUUGAGGUGUCCUACAUGGAGAUCUAUAAUGAGAAGGUCCGAGAUCUGCUUGACCCCAAAGGGGGCCGACAAACACUAAAAGUCAGAGAACAUAAAGUACUAGGGCCCUAUGUAGAUGGCCUCUCUCGACUAGCUGUGGCUAGUUACAAGGACAUUGAGUCUCUCAUGUCAGAAGGGAACAAGUCUCGGACUGUUGCUGCUACUAACAUGAACGAGGAGAGCAGUCGAUCACAUGCUGUUUUCAACAUCAUCUUAACACACACGCUGAAAGACCUGCAGUCUGGGACAAGUGGAGAGAAAGUGAGCCGUCUGAGUUUGGUUGAUCUUGCUGGAAGUGAAAGGGCUGCCAAAACGGGUGCAGCAGGUGAAAGGCUGAAGGAGGGAAGCAACAUAAACAAGUCGUUGACAACUUUAGGUCUGGUGAUAUCUGCUCUGGCUGAACAGGGAACUGCCAAGAACAAGAACAAGUUUGUUCCGUACAGAGAUUCCGUUUUGACAUGGCUCUUAAAGGACUGUCUGGGGGGUAACAGCCGCACAGCAAUGGUUGCGACAAUUAGUCCAGCAGCAGACAAUUAUGAAGAAACUCUGUCCACUUUGAGAUAUGCUGACCGGGCGAAAAAUAUUGUGAACCAUGCAGUUGUUAAUGAAGACCCCAAUGCUCGCAUCAUUAGAGAGCUCCGAGAAGAAGUGGAGAAACUACGAGUUCAACUGACCCAGGCUGAGUCUAUGAAGGCUCCAGAGUUAAAGGAUCGCCUUGAGGAGUCAGAGAAGUUGAUUCAAGAAAUGACUGUAACUUGGGAGGAGAAGCUACGAAAAACAGAGGAGAUAGCACAGGAGCGACAGAAGCAGUUGGAGUCUCUGGGUAUUUCUCUCCAGUCAUCAGGAAUAAAAGUUGGAGAUGACAAGAGUUUUCUUGUCAAUCUAAAUGCAGAUCCAGCACUUAAUGAGCUACUAGUGUAUUAUUUAAAGGAGCACACAAAGGUGGGAUCUGCAGACUCCCAGGACAUCCAGCUGUGUGGAAUGGGUAUCCAAGCAGAGCACUGUGUUAUUGACAUAACUUCAGAAGCAGCUGUUAUUUUAACACCUUAUCGCAAUGCUAGGACGUGUGUUAAUGGUUCUCCAGUAUCCAGUGCUCUGCAACUUCACCAUGGCGACCGCAUCCUCUGGGGAAACAACCAUUUCUUUAGAAUUAACUUGCCUAAGAAGCGUACCCGGUCAGCUGAUGAUGAAGAAGGUGAGGGUGGUGUGAUGAAGAAUAGUAGCAGCAGUGACCAGCUAGAUCCUGAUGGUGACACAGCAAGUGAAGUGUCCAGUGAGGUCAGCUUUUCCUAUGAGUUUGCCCAGACUGAAGUCAUGAUGAAGGCUUUGGGAAACAAUGACCCCAUGCAGGCAGUGCUCCAGUCUUUGGAGAGGCAGCAUGAAGAGGAGAAACGCUCGGCUCUGGAGCGGCAGAGGCAGAUGUACGAGCAGGAGCUUCAGCAGCUCCGACGAAAACUCAAUCCUGACAGACUGUCCAUAACUCCAGCACCCACUCAGCAAGGCCAGCAGUCCCAUUACCGCAGUCUGGAGAGGCUCAGCAUGGGCGGAAUGAGCCACUCCACCAGCGCUCAAAGCAGGCUCAGGCAGUGGAGUGAAGACAGGGAGGCUGUGUUGGUGAGGAGUCUGCGAAGGUUAAGGGAGCAGAUUGUGAGAGCAAACCUAAUGGUGCAAGAGGCCUGUUUUAUUUCCGAUGAACUAGAAAGACACACGGAAUACAGGGUUACUUUGCAGAUACCAGCAGACAACCUCAACGCAAACCGCAAGAGGGAUGCCGUGCUCAGUGAACCAGCUAUUCAGGUUCGGCGCAGGGCUCGUGGGAAGCAAAUCUGGAGUUUGGAAAAAAUGGAGAAUCGUCUUGUUGACAUGAGGGAGCUGUAUCAAGAGUGGCAAGAGUAUCAACAACAGGAUCAAGACAACCCUGGUAUGCGGACAUAUUUUCGACGAGCUGAUCCAUUUUUUGAUGAGCAAGAAAACCAUAGCCUCAUUGGAGUUGCCAAUGUAUUUUUAUCUUGUCUUUUCUACGAUGUAAAGCUCCAGUAUGCAGUGCCUAUUAUCAACCAGAAAGGAGAGGUGGCAGGACGCCUUCAUGUGGAAGUGGUAAGAGUAGGAGGUGGUCUUGAAGACAGUGUAGCUGGUGGAGAUGACCCUGACAACAUCCAAGAUAAUGAAGCUAUUGAAAUACAGGACCGUAAAUUAGUCUGUAUGAUCAAGAUCCUGCAAGCCACCGGGCUUCCUCAGUACCUGUCCAACUUUGUCUUCUGUCAGUACUCAUUCUGGGACCAGUCUGAACCUUUCAUUGUUGCCCCUGAAGUUGAUACAUCAUCUUCCUCACCAAGUGGCAAAGAUCCUCACUGCAUGGUUGUGUUUGAUAGCUGCAAGGAGCAUGCAGUGUCUGUUUCGGAGGACUUCAUUGAAUAUCUGACUGAGGGUGCAGUCGCUAUUGAAGUUUAUGGGCACAGACAGGCAGACGCAGGCAGAAACCCAGCUCUGUGGGACCUAAGCAUCAUCCAAGCCAAAACACGCACUUUAAGAGACAGAUGGAGUGAGGUAACUCGUCGCUUGGAGCUGUGGAUUCAGAUCUUGGAGAUAAAUGAAAAUGGAGACUUUGUUCCCGUUGAGGUCAUUCCUGCUAGAGACAUCCGAACAGGAGGAAUAUUUCAGCUUCGUCAGGGUCAGUCUAGGCGAAUCCAAGUAGAUGUGCGUUCAGUUCAGGACUCAGGCACCAUGCCUUUGAUAGCAGAGAUAGUUCUUGCUGUGUCAGUAGGCUGUGUGGAGAUCAGAUCAACUACAACUAACCAAGAGGGAGAUGAGAUGGACAGUUAUCAGGAAAGAGAUCUUGAACGGUUGAGGCGACAGUGGUUAGCUGCUCUAACAAAGAGGCAGGAAUACCUUGACCAACAUCUGCAGAAUCUGGUCAGCAAAGCAGAAAAGACGGAAGAUGACAUGGAAAGGGAGGCUCAGCUGCUCGAGUGGCGCUUGACUCUGACUGAAGAAAGAAAUGCAGUGAUGGUGCCCUCUGCUGGUAGUGGAAUUCCUGGUGCACCGGCUGAAUGGGUACCUCUUCCUGGCAUGGAAACGCACAUUCCAGUUGUCUUUCUGAAUCUCCGGCCUGAUGACCUAAGCUCUCAGGAUCAGUUUGAGGUCCCUGAAGCUGGUGGUUGGGAUGCCACUCUGAGUGGAGAGGAUGAAGAUGAUUUCUUUGACCUUCAGAUUGUGAAACACUAUGAUGGAGAGGUGAAAGCAGAGGCAUCAUGGGACUCUACAGUGCACGAGUGUCCUCAGCUCAGUCGUGGAGGGGCGUGGCCUGAGCAGAGAGUCUACCUGACAGUUCGCGUAGUGGUUCAACUCAGUCACCCAGCGGAUAUGCAGCUCGUGCUCAGGAAGAGGAUCUGUGUCAAUGUCAACCCUGGGCGUCAGGGCUUUGCCCACAACCUUCUCAAAAGAAUGUCCACUCGCAGCACCAUCCCCGGCUGUGGGGUGACAUUUGAGGUGGUCUCCAACAUUCCAGGGGAUGCCCCCGGUACAGAGGACCGGGAAAUGCUGGCACGGCUCGCUGCUAAUGCACACAACAGCCAGUCAGGGGAAGAAGAAGCUGCCAUCGAGAAAUAUCUCCGUAGUGUGCUCAGCUUAGAGAACAUCCUCACCUUGGACAGACUCAGACAGGAAGUGGCUGUGAAGGAGCAACUGACGUCAAGAGGAAAGAGCAGUAGACGAAGCUUAAGCUCUCCAUCAGUGAAUAGACUGUCGGGAAGUAGGCAGGACCUGUCCACAAGUUGUCUAUUGGACGACAAGGUUCGAUGGGAAAGUCAACAGGACAUCUUCAUACCUGUCCAGCGCACUCUCCCACGUCCAGCCUCUUCACCCUCCACCUACUCUCCAUCACCCCCCUCAGCCCCAACUCCUCUUUCGGCAUCUUCUCCACAAACCCAGGAACAAGAGCAAGUGAAGGCGCUGGUUCCUCAGAUGCCCAAACUGCUCAAGUCUUUAUUUCCAGCACGAGACGACAAAAAGGAGCUGAGGCCAUCUCCACACAACCAGCAGCACAUGCCACGUAUCGUCACAUCAGCCGGGCCAGAAGAGCGAGAAGUCAAGGUUGAUGUGACCAAUAUUCUUCAGGCGUCCUCCAAAGACAAGCGAGCAGACUUACCGGAUGUCCCUCCUCUUCCUGUGCAUGACCCGCAUGACACCACUCCCCUGAGCCCCUUGAGCCAAUCCUCCAGCGGCUAUUUCUCUAGUAGCGUUUCCACGGUAACCCUGUCCGACGUCCUCCACCCUUCCUCCUCGUCUUCCUCCCUUGUGGCUGCUGAGACUACAUUACCUGCAGUUUCCCAACAGCAAAACACUGACCAGAGCGAUGUUAUGAACUCUCCUCCCCAGUGCGGAUCCAAUAUGGCCGAUAUUGUUCAGCCCUCUUCCCAUAGCUCAGCCAAUCACAAGAACGGAACCACAGAAAACUCCUCCUCCAGGCUAAAACAGCUUACCUCAUCUGAAAACUUUGAAAGGCUGGAGAUUUGUGUGGAUGACGAACGCAACCAUGACGAAGUGCUCCCCGAUUGGCUGACAGAGGGCGCUUAUGUUACAGUAGGAAGCAAUAAGGCGGGAACUGUGCGCUUCGUGGGACUCACUCAGUUUUCUGAAGGAGUAUGGGUGGGGGUUGAGCUGGAUACACCUGUCGGUAAAAAUGACGGCUCAGUGGGAGGCCAUCGCUACUUCCACUGUAAACCAGGUUAUGGCGUUCUAGUUCGUCCAGACCGCGUGUCAAGUCGAGGGAGGGAUAGCAAACCCCCAGGAAACUUUGGCCCUGCCCCGCACGUUCCUGUCCUCAGAGGAGACACACUGGUCAGCCGCCGGGGGGAGAACCGCAAAUCGUGGACCAGCUGAGAGAGACUCCAGGAGGAUUCAGGGAGAGUUCAUGUCCCCAAAACCCUUCUGUUUUCUAUGCAACUGUCUUUUGCCAGCUGGAGGCGUGCUCAUAACAUCCAUCACAACUAAUGGAUAAAAAUAAACGUCUUUGAGAAGGACAGUAAACAGGACUAAACAAAAAGUUUUAGACUUAAGCUGGAUAUAUUUAUUUUGAACUUUUGAAAUAAGGAUGCAAACAUGUUGCUGUGUUGUGUGACUUUGAUUUGACUGUAUUUUGUGGAGAGCUGGUGUGGGAAAUUUAUGUAAGUCUCGAGUCCUUUUUUAACGGUUAGACAAUUGGGCAUAUUUUUGGCCGUUGUUUGUCUAAUCUUCUGUUUUCUGCACUCUGGCCAUGACCCUUUGUAUUUUUUGUCUAUGAAUGUAAUUCUUGGCGUAUUUCUGGAGUGCUUUUAAUUCCACUCUCACAGCGACAUGUUUGCAUUUGUUAGCCCUCUUUUGGAGCAGGAAUCUACCUGUCUAGCUCAACAUCCCAUGAUUCAUUGUUACCUAGUACCACAUGUCUGAGCUGUGAGGUGUGGUCGCCCUCUCUCCCUCCAGGACUCUUCUCCCAGAAUGUGCCUUUACCAUUGUUUAGUUUGUUUUUGUUUUGUUAAUUUAAGGUCUGGUCUUGCGCUGUGGUUUGGAGGAUGACUUGUGCAAAGUGUAAAGUGAUCUCAGGGAUGGAGGGAGAGGAGAGCAGAGACACGGGAGGUUUGGGAUUGUCAGUGCUGUCAUUGAAGUAAGAAGUUGGCAGUCAGCGCCGUUGGAUAAAGCCACUAUGAAAGUUAGCAGUGUGUUAAGGAGUGUGGUUUUUGCACUGAGAUGUUUGACACUGCAUUAAACAGAGGGAAAGGAAGCAUAAUUGAACCAGCCACAGUAUAAAAGAAUAAUAAUGUUUGGCAUCUGGACACCAGGUGGCGCCAUGUUGAGGUCUCUGGGAAGGUGUUCGUGUGGACGGGUAGAAGUAUGUGGAAAGGAGGGGAGAAGUGGCAUGUAGAGUUCUAAUGGGAAUUCAUCGUGAAUGAAGCAUUAUUUUUCCACUAUGCAUUUGUCAUUUUCAUGAGUUUUAAUCUUGACACAUAUGGGAAAAACAAACUAAUGGAUGCUUUGUGCAUAUCUGGUGAGAAAGGACAAGGUACAGCCUUGGCAGACUAUGUGAUGUUUUUAAAUGAGGUUUUUAUUGAAUGUCACAUUCCAGAGGGACUUCAAAGUUUUAUAGUGACCUUGGCUCAGUAGAUUGAUUGAAAACGUUUGGGUUUUCAGACAUAUCCAGCAGAACAAGCCAGAACACGCCAAGAGCAAAUUUAGCCAUGCCUGAAAAAGCAAUACACAGAUGCAAUAUAGACCUGUUAAAUGAACACGUAGAAAUAUCAUUUGGGAGCCGAUACAUUGUGUAUCAUGCACAUAAGCACACACUAUGUAGUCUACUUAUGAUUAAUGCAUCGUUUGCAUUCCUUUUAUUAACAUGUCCUCUGUCUGAGAGGACUGUUUUUUAUUUAUUUGUAAAUGCUUUUACACAUGCUUUUAUUGCAUGAAAAUUGCUAAUUUAAUCAAUGUUGCACAAAUGAUUUGAGAAAAUCGCUGCUAUUGUAAAUUCAAAUGUAAAAUACGUAGCUCAUUUUGGGAUGAUCAUAAAUCAUAGUCAUAUCUAUUACUGUGUACUAGAUUGGAAUUUUAUCCAUAUGCCUUUGCCUUUGAGCUAAAGUUGGCAGCGAACUAUUUUUAUGAAGCAGUAAAUUGAGAAGGCACUUUGUCAUGUGAACCAUGAAGAAGGAAAGGCUAGAAUAAUUUCUGGGAGAUAAUUAUUUUUUAUCAAAGAAAGUAGAUGCUGUGAGUUGUGGAAGUGGAGUUAAUGGAAACAGGACUUAAGUUUGUCUUGUGGCUGUGCAUCUUGAGAGCCUGCGGAAAUAUCAUUGUAUAGUGGUUCAUAAUUGUUGAAAUAAUGAAUGAAGGGAGCAAUAUUUUUAUGUGUGUGGGGCGGUGUGAUUUUUGAAUUCUGUUAAGACAGACAUUGACUUUCCUUCUUGGCCAUUUUUCUUUUGUGGCUCAAAUACACAACCAUGCAUCUUCAACGCAGUUUCUCAUAUCAGUGCUUCAAUACAUUUGCACAAUUCUCAAGAAGGAAUUAAAAGAUAGUUGUGGAACUGUUGUAUAACAAAAAGUUGUUGUGAUUGAAAAACAAGAUUCAGUGUUCUUAUUUAGUCCAAGGUGACGCCUGUUAAUGUAUUGUACAGUGAAAGAUGUUGAUGUUGAAGCAAUUUGCUUUUCAAGUGAAAGUUUUACAUAUUUUCUGUAAAAUGUA
Periophthalmus magnuspinnatus is the source of this 8269-nucleotide messenger RNA. RefSeq names its product kinesin family member 13Ba (gene kif13ba). Bases 580 to 5946 code for a protein of 1788 amino acids. Gene Ontology annotation, molecular function: cell adhesion molecule binding; ATP binding; microtubule motor activity. NCBI's taxonomy places the organism in Eukaryota, Metazoa, Chordata, Actinopteri, Gobiiformes, Gobiidae. The record is from RefSeq and is a predicted model, not a curated record. Gene Ontology annotation, cellular component: adherens junction. The transcript is spliced from 38 exons. Gene Ontology annotation, biological process: microtubule-based movement; regulation of protein localization.